AUGGCCACCUCCAUUCGAUCCAUCCGCGCCCUCGCCCCCCUCCUGGACCGCGUGUUGGUCCAGCGCGUCAAGGCCGAGACCAAGACCGCCAGCGGCAUCUUCCUGCCCGAGUCGAGCGUCGAGAAGCUCAACGAGGCCAAGGUCCUGGCCGUCGGCCCCGGCCUCCUCGACAAGAAGGGCAACCGCCUGCCCAUGGGCGUCGCCGUCGGCGAUCGUGUCCUCAUCCCUCAGUUCGGUGGUUCCCCCGUUAAGGCCGGUGAGGAGGAGUACCAGCUCUUCCGUGACAGCGAGAUUCUGGCCAAGAUCAACGAAUAA
Molecule: messenger RNA, 315 nt
Organism: Clonostachys byssicola
Lineage: Eukaryota; Fungi; Ascomycota; Sordariomycetes; Hypocreales; Bionectriaceae
Source: the annotation of a GenBank genome assembly